Messenger RNA from Anarrhichthys ocellatus (wolf-eel), 13440 nucleotides. RefSeq names its product TSPO associated protein 1 (gene tspoap1). The record is from RefSeq and is a predicted model, not a curated record. Gene Ontology annotation, molecular function: protein binding. The coding region runs from base 3793 to 10083 and encodes 2096 amino acids. Lineage: Eukaryota; Metazoa; Chordata; Actinopteri; Perciformes; Anarhichadidae. The transcript is spliced from 32 exons.
UCGCCGCGCCUCAUAUUUCUUGCAUGGUCCUGCUCAUGCAUCGGCCUUGUUAUCACAGUCAAUAUUUUCAUGGUGUUCAAAUGGGAAUCCCAUCAAAACAAGAAUGGACUCACGCCUCUUUCAAUUAUUCAUGGCUUGUCGAUCGUCUGUCAACUGUUGUUCACUUCAGUAUAUUUGUUUACAACACAAACGUGAAUUUUUUUCAUUCCAGUCUGCCACCUUUUGGGGAUUUUCAAAAUAACCUGUUUGUUUUAUGACAGGUUAAUUUCAGGUAUUUAAGGUUAAAUGGGAUACUGUUUUGUAUAUGAAAAAUUGUGCAUAUGCAAUUCACUAAGAUAAAUAUUCUUAUCAUAAAACAAUUGAAAGUGCGGCUUAUAAAGGAAAAUGUAGCCGUGAGGAUAGAGUCCUACAUUUGUAUUUAGGCUCUACCGACAUGUUUCUGGUGUAUUUGAUGUAGAUAAUCGUCGUUGGUGAUUUUCUUAACUACUAUUUGAUACAAUGCUAAUUUGCUUAAAUCUGAAAUGAUAUCCUCAAGAAAUCCAAAGACAGUUUGGAUAAAACAAAGAAAAGCACGUAUUUGUGUUGUUUGAUAUGAUACAACACAGUCAGACUCGGUGCAUCACGACUUCGUUGUCUCUUCGGUCUCAUGACGGGCAGUUCGGGGAGACGUUGUCAAAAUAUGUCCGAGCGAUGAUAGGAUGUCAAUACCACUGAGCCAUGAUGGAUCCGGCUGCAGCUCAUGUCUGUGCAGAGCGUAACGCUGUUUGACAUGCGUUGGGUUUUGCUGACUGGAAGCUUUCCUUUGUUUCAUAUUUACUGUAUGUCUGAGUCCACAACCUGUAAUCUCCAAAAAAUGUGGUUCUCUGAUUGGGAACAGAGGUGCUGACAGGAAAACAAGCAACAGAGGUUUUUUUGUUGUUGUUCCAGAAUAGAAGUAGCGUUGGGUGGAGUUCACAUCAGCAGGGUUGGAUCCAGUCUUUGGGCUACUAAAGCCGAGGUCUUGUGAGCACACUGUAAUUAAUAAGGGAAUAGACUGAAGCUGUAAUAUGCAGCGUAAGAAGCUCAUUUCCCUGGGCGGGACCUGUCUGGCUGAGGCUCCUCAUUGUUACAUUUUUCUGUCUGUGAAGAUGAACCCUUUCUCCUUGUGUUACUGAGUGCGUAUCAGUAUGGGGAUGAUAGGAAGUCAUUUUAAUGUUCAGAGUGAGCCCAUUGUAGACGAUUGUAGCGUUGACUGCACUGGUAGUGUACCAGAAAACUGCCACUUGCAAAAAAAUGUUUUUUUUUUUUCAAUGAAGGCGCAACGUCUAUCUUUAACUUUGCUGCACCCGGCCGUGGGUUUUCCAACAGUGACCUUUUUAAAAUGAACACAAGGUAGACCGGUGCCUUUUCAUCAAAGCAGCCCCACUCUAACGCUUCAGCAAGCCUUGUGUCUGCAUCAAAGCAGCCACAAAGUGUUCAAGUGCAUUGUGACCCGCUGUACAGGAGAUGACAAUAGGCCUGUGUAUGCAAAGUAUAGUAGCAGUAGGCGAUUAAAAAUAACAUCUUAGACUAUAUGUGAUUUAAUAUUUUGAAAGUGCAUCACAUACAUUUCCAGCAAAAAGUCUGAAAAUGUAAUUGAUAAACUGUUCAUAUAUUUGCGACAUGCCCGCAAUGGGUUAAAAGAUCCAGAUAGUAUCCAGUUUAAACAGUACAGCGAAUUAUUGCCUUAUAUACUAUAUAUUGUGUCCAAUUCUUAGUGUGUAAACAAUAAUAAUCCGAAAAGAAUUUUCAGAUAGCGAGCGAUUGCUGCAAACACAACAGCAGCAAGUCCACUCUUGUCUAGUCCACUCUUGUGAACAUGACAUGGCUAUUUUCCGGCCAAGUCGAUGAUUGAUGGUUGAUUGAUGGAAUGUUUUUUAUCCAACUUGUCACCAGGGAUGCACUGAUCCAGUAUCUGCACCAAACACUGACCUUAUUAAGUGGAUUGGGUUAUUAAAGAAUAGUUUCUUUGUCAAUGUCAUUAAAGCUGCAUACAUUCUGCCACAGCGACGCCUGGCCUCACGUGACCUCCCGUGAAAGUGAUCCAGUGAGUAGUCCACGGAGUGAAACACACAUUUUAAACGUGGGUACAUGCAUGUCCUCUACUUUCAGCUACAACCGGCUCUGUGCUGAGCUUGUUAAUGUUGAGGUUGGAGUAGUACUUUUUCAUUUUUAUUUCAUUCUUUGUGCUUUUUAAACAGUGCAUAGUUUGUCGAGGCUGAGUGAGGAAUUAACCGGACGGCAUCCCAAAUCAGUCAACAAAUCCCCCCCCAGCCCGUGUUCAGGCCGCAGCUUAAAGAGAUUUAUUAAGCUGCUUCUCCUCAUUUGAUAGACAAUUAGGUGGAGUACUUGAUGUUAGCUUUUAUAGAAGUGGGCAGUACGGCUAAAUUACAGCUUUUGCAUUAGACGUGCUGCUUUACAUGUUGUUUUUUAUGUCCGCGUCCAAAGCUAAAUCACCAACACAAAAGUAGCAUUCACUAGCUCGUAGACGUCUUAUUUGUUUCUCUAGCGCACAACUGCAGUAAAACAUCCGAAUUAGUCCGGACAGGGGGUGUGUGUGUGUGUGUGUGUGUAUUGAUUGUUCAAGAGGGAGCCAACAUCAUUCCAGCGUCAUCUCCAUGGAAACGAGCUCUGGGCCGCGGUAAUGAUUGGGCCCCGUCUCAAAGCCUGCCUUUUUGUGAUAGGACGACGGAAGCAGUCCUCCCCACCCCCCUCCUCUCAGCGACACUCGCCGUCUUACACACACACACACACACACACACACACACAUUUUUCCCUCCGUCCUCUUUCUUCACCUAUACGCCGCUGUAACCAAGAAGGGAUUAAACAGCCCGUCGAGCCGUAUUGCAUCUGGAUGAAAUGCUUUUUGACACGGCGGCGUCAACGAGGAUGGACUCGCAGCUGGAGAGUCGACACGCCACCCACAUCUCAGCCUCCCUGAGAGAACGGGGACUGGAGUGGAGACCUGUUAGUUAGAUCCUUCUCUUCUUGUUUUUUUAAUCUCCUCCGUCGCACGUCUCUUCUUGUUUGCUAUCUCAGUCGGGGCCUCCAUGUGCUGUUCCAGCAUUAUGUAGGUUAAGUGGACUGGUGUGUCUUUUUCCUUUUUCUGGACAAAUACUUAUGACAACCCCCCCCCCCCCCCCCGUCAGACGACAGAGCGGUGCGGCUAUGGAGAAGCGAGCAGGACUCUGGAUCUCAAUGCCACACUGUGAUGAAUACUAACCAUGCGAUGCUGAAGAAUACUAGCAGGAGGAUGACACUCAUUGAAGCCGAGGCCGAAAAUAUGUAAGAUCCCUUUGGAGCUGACUGUCCUCAUUUUGGAAAACGUCACAGCGCCGAGAGGGAGGAGGUUCUUUACAACUCCUGAUUUAACUGUCACUGGUUUUGUCUUGGAUAUGGCACACGGACUCUUUCUCAAACCGAUUGUAGGCAAGGAACUUCCCCAGUGCCGUUUUUCUCAGCUUAAACUCCCCACUUUAUAGGGGUUUGCAAAUUGAAGUCUUGGUGUUGAGUUACUAUCAGGUAUGGCAAGAACAGUCCUUUGCUCGGUUCCAGACACUUCACCACAGCUGUUAAUAAAACCCUCCUGCUGGUGAACCGCUGGAGAUAGGGAGGACGGUGGCGUCUUUCAUCAUUGUGAAGUCGGACCUGCCACAGCUGAUUCCGCGUAGUUCUCCUCCAGCAGAUGAAAAGCCUGCCAUGGCUCGGUCUUGGCCGGGCUCCUCGUUCAGCCACACUGAUCCCACCUGCGCCGUUUGACUUUGACAGACAGUGAUGUAUGACCUGUGCACCCGGCCUGAGCAGCCAGAGUCUGCACCGGCACACGCAAAGAUGGAGGGCCGCGAGGUGGCCGAGGCUCUCGGGCGACAGCAGCAGGAGUCGAGGGGGUCGGAGGAGCGGGACGAUAAGCAACACGGGCUCCUGGACAAGGCAGUCCCAGCCACGGCUAAUAUCACUUCGGCGACACUGUUGGGGAAAAGGCACCACUCGCUUUACGCCAACCUCAAUGGUUUUGAAGCGGAAGACAUUCGCAUGAAUGGCACUGACUACGGUUUCCUGGUGCGUCAGAACUCUGAGCUCUUGCGAGCCCUCGACGAGCUGGAGAAGACUUGCACCACACUGAGGGAGGAGAACGGCCUGCUGCGGAAGAGCAGCGCCCCGGAGACCGAGGAGAAGGUCAGGCGGCUGAGGAGGAAGAACACGGAGCUGUCUGUUCUCGCUAAGAGGCUGGAGGAGAGAGCUCGGAAGCUGCAGGAGGCCAACCUCAGAGUGGUGAACUCCCCGUCGCUGCUGAGACCCGGGUCGGUGGAGCACUACAAGAGGGCGUUCGCCCGCCAGCGAGCUCGCGACCUCGCCCAGCACGCCGACCUGCUGCUGUCCAAGGACAAAGAGAUCGCCGCCCUGCAGCAAGAGUGCCGAGAGCUGGAGGCCCGGCAGGGCAUCGCGAAGGGCUCCCCUGUUCCAUCUGGCAGAGUGGAAUUUGAGAGGCUUCUCAGGGAGUCUCAGAGGGAGGUGCUGCGGCUCCAGAGGCAGCUGUCGGUCGCAUCGUCUGGACAACAGCACAGCCACAGUCCCGACCCCUGUGGCCCAGAGAAGUGUGGGCAAAUCAACGAGGAGGAGGAAGACGAGGAAGACAAGGUUGUAGGAGAGACCCCGUGUUUGGUGUUAGAUGAAGCUCCAUCCAGGUGUGAGAAGACUCCCGGAGAGGAGGAGGAGUCGGGGCUGCGUUUAACGCCCCAACCGGGCCUCAGCCCGUCCCCCUCCCGUCAGGAGGAACACACAGAGGAGCAGCACCUACAGUUUCUGGAAAGCGAGCUGAGCAAGAAGAGAAAAGAAUGUGAAAACCUUGAGCAUGAAGUAAAGAAGCGACAGAAGAGAUGUCUGAGUUUGGAGAGCCAGCUUGAGGAUGAGCAGGGCAAAAAUGAGCAACUAAAGGAGGAGGCAGAUCUCCUCAGGAGGAAGGCACAGCUGCUCGACCAGACUCGGGCUGAGAAUGAGGAGCUGAGGGAAGAUCUCUCUGAAGUGACCGCUCAACACAAUUCAGUUCUCGAGGAGAACCAGAGACUCCGUGCCAAACUGGAGAACUUAGAGCAGGUCCUACAGCAUAUGCGAGAGGUCGCCGAGCGAAGGCAGCAGCUGGAAUUGGAACAUGAGCAGGCACUGGCUAUCCUUAAGUUCAAACAGGAUGAAAUCAAACGGUUACAGCGGGCUCAGUUAUACGCCAAGCGGGAGCAUGAAGGAAUGGUUCAGGUGCUGGAGUCGAAGGUACGAGACCUGGAGGACAAGUGUCGCAGCCAGAGCGAACAGUUCGGCUUGCUGUCCCAGGAGUUGGAGAAGUUUCGACUACAGGCCUCCAAGGUGGACCUGGCCGGUGCCAGCCUCCUCAACAACCCCAGCCUCUCUGUUCUGACCAACGGGGUGGGCCUGACUGCAGAGCGAGACUGCACUGGUGGCUCAUGGGACAUGGUGUCUCAGGGUGAAAUAGCCUUCUGGAGUCUCGAGGGAGGUGACACUCUCUCCUGCCCUGAGGAUGUGGCCGCCGCACUGCGGCUGGGGGCCACCCCCCACGCUGCGGGGCUGUCCAGGGUGGAGCGCUCGCCCCUCACCAAGCAUCGAGAGCUGCCCACCAUCAGCGUCAGCAAGUCAGGCUCAUCCUCCAGCAAGUCCGAGACCACGCACCUCACCCCCAAGUCUGACACGCACCUCAGUCCGCACAAAUCGAGCCCAACACACGAGGUGGACACCGCCAGUGAAGUGGAGGAGCUGGACGUUGACGUAGCUCCUGCACCUUACACAGCCUGCAGAGGAGCAGCAAAGCUUCAGGUUUUCAUUGCACGAUACAGCUAUAAUCCAUACGAUGGCCCCAAUGACAACCCUGAGGUGGAGCUUCCACUCACGGCUGGAGAAUACAUCUACGUGUAUGGAGACAUGGACGACGACUGCUUCUAUGAAGGCGAGCUGAUGGAUGGACGGAGAGGGCUGGUCCCCUCUAACUUUGUGGAACGCGUGUCGGACGACGAUGUCAUGAGCAGUCACCAUCCAGAGACGGGGGACGUGUCCCAUAACUCCCUGCUAGACAGCAGCCUGCACAGUGCCAGCCACCAGCGUCACCUCCACGUGGGCGCCAGCGCCUCAGCAAGGACAGAGGCCUCCACCGCCUCUGGCCCUGCCUCAGCCCCCUCGGACUCAGCAUCGGCCUUGGCUGUCCCAGCCCCCCUCACCAACGGCCUGGACUUGGAUUUGGAGGAGGUGGGAGUGGACAUUGUGCCUUACCCACGUAAGCUCACCCUCAUCAAGCAGCUUGCCAAGAGCAUCAUCAUCGGAUGGGACCCUCCGUUGGUGCCAGCCGGGUGGGGCAACGUGUGGAGCUACAAUGUGUACGUGGACCAGGAGCUGCGGCUCAACGUGCCCUUCGGUGCCCAGACCAAAGCGGUGCUGGAGCGGUUGGACAUAAACCUCAAGGCCUACCGCGUGUCAGUGCAAAGCCUGACGGAGAAGGGCCCCUCGGACCAGCUGCGCUGCAGCAUGCUGGUCGGUCGGGACGUUUGUGUGGCGCCCACGCAGCUGCGCGCGGAGAGGAUCACCGCCACCUCUGCCAACCUGACCUGGCUGCCCAGCAACAGUAACUAUGUGCACAUUGUGUCCUUGAAUGAGGAGGAGUGCGAGCUGGUGAAGGCUGGCUGCAGCUCGCUGUGCCUCAAUAACCUCUUGCCCAGCCUGCAGUACGCGGUCAAAGUGGAGGCACGGCCGCACCGCACGCCGUGGGAGUUACCCGUGGAGCGACGCGAACACAGGAGCGCCUCCAUCACCUUCACCACACUGAUGGCAGGACCCCCUGAUGCUCCUCUGGAUGUACAGCUGGAGCACGGCCCCUCCCCGGGCAUUGCCCUCAUCAGCUGGCUGCCGGUCACUAUCGAUGCUGCUGGGACCUCCAACGGAGUCCGUGUCACUGGAUACACUAUAUAUGCUGACAAGAAAAAGGUGCUGGAGGUGUCUUCCCCAACAGCCGGCAGUGCCCUGCUGGGCCCCUCUCAGAUGCAGUCCCUGCUGGCCGCUCGGGAGCUCACUCUCCGCACCAUGUCCGCCCACGGGGAGUCCUGCGACUCUCUGCCAGUCAAUGUGCCCUCCAAGCUGGCCGCCAUCAUGGCAGGUCCAGCCACCGCCGCCCCAGUGGUGCAACCCCAGCCCCGCACCCCUACAGGCUGCAGCCACCUGCCCUUGCCGCCGUCCUACGGGAACUCCGCUGCCAAAGUCUCCGUGCUGCCCAGCGCUUUGCCAUCGGACACAAACAUCCAUGGCCUCACAGUGGAGGCUGCUGCCAACCCUCCUCGAGCCCUCCACCCAGAUGACCUUCUCUUAUCAGCUUCAUACGUGAAUGCCUGGGCCAACCCCUCCUCUGCUGCUGCCUUGGCUGUACGUGAGGCCACAUUACCAAUAGCCUCCACCGUUACUCUAGAGGUAAAAGUGACCUCUCCCCCCACCUCACCACCUCAACCAUCUCCAGUAGCAGCAACUGCACAAGUACCAGUAACGGCAGUAACAGCAGCCGUGUUGGAGCAGCACAGAGACACCAGCAGCCCCGGAAUGAUACGCCCUUUCCCAUCUAUGGUAGAGUUCCUCGAGGACCCCGGUGCCCAGCUCGGGAGCCCCGAGCGCAUCCCUUCCCCGCCCAAAGCCCCGAUCACAGGCUUCCUUAAUCCUCCGGACAUUAACCUUCACCGACCCCCCAGCAGCUCACCGCUGGAGUCCGAAGCAGAGGAGGAUCAAGAGAAUUCCCGCUUGGUGUCCAUGGAGGAGUUCUUGAGACAGGACCAAGAGCCAGCGUACUGUAGUACGCAGCAGAGUUACAGCAGAGGGCUUGUGGAGCCUCCCGGCGACUACCACACAGACAACAGCCGGUCAGAUCUGUCCGACAUCCUGGAGGAGGAGGAGGAGGACCUUUACUCUGACCACCUCGGAGACGCACAGGCCCGGGGCUACUUAUUCAGAGCCAACAGGUCGCGCAACUUGGAGCCUCCAGACAGUGAUGAGGAGGUACUAGAGAGGAUCCUCAAGUUGCCGGCUCAGGUCCAACACCACGAGCAGCUGUUCAGCAUUCCCGAGGUGACCGAACAGGAAGACAGCAUUAUAGAAGAGCCUUCAAACCAACGCAGUCAGCCUUGGCCCAGGCCCGGCCACCUCUGCCCUAGAGACUCGGAGCGCCUCCACCGCGCACCCCAGUAUCUCCCCAACCCACACCCACACUUCCCCCCUCACCAUCACCACUACAACAGGGAUCCCAGAUCCCUAACCACAGAGCCUUUACUCAGGCAGAUCAGGCCUAGGAAGCAGCACAGGGUGCACUACGCAGACACAGUUGACACCAUCAGUUAUCCUGAAGAACAAGACCCGAGUUUAUAUGAGGGUCUCGCCAGCAGGCGGGCCCGCUGUCCUCCCCAGCUGACCCCCACCACCAGCAAAGACAGAGCACUGCUCAAAGGGCUAGGGGACCGCCUUAGGAGGGAGGCCAUGCUCAGGAGUCAGAUGGCUGUCGCCGCGGCAGUCGACCCCGGCCAUGGUCCCAGCCCGCCAAGACCCUACCUGGUCAGCAAAUCGGCACAGGCUCAGAGGCCGCCCAUCGGUCCCAGUGAAGAGAUCGACGUGGAGUACGGCACCGAUGACGACGGCGGCCCGGGGGAGGUGGGAUCUGAGUGGUGGGUAGAGGGGGCUCAAACGGAGCACAGCAGACCUGCUCACCGCCGGGGGAUGCAGGCCGACCCGCUGGAGCCCGGCCAAAUCCCUCCAGCGGAGGCAGGUCCAUCGCAGGCCAGGCAACUCAAAGGUGGUGUUGAUUCACCAAAGAUCAAAAGAGACGGUGACAUACGCAUCUUUGUGGCCCUCUUCCCUUAUGAUCCGGCCACUAUGUCACCCAAUCCUGAUGCUGCCGAGGAGGAGCUGCCCUUCACUGAAGGACAGAUCAUCAAAGUUCACGGAGAUAAAGACGCAGACGGGUUCUACCGCGGCGAGUGCGGCGGUCACCUGGGCUACGUGCCGUGUAACAUGGUGUCUGAGAUCCAGGUGGAGGACGAGGAGACCCGGCAGCAGCUUCUGCGGCAGGGCUUCUUGUCCACAGCGGCCUCCAUGGAGAAGAUAGGCUCUCGCACACACGCACAGCUUCCGCGUCGCCCGGUUCCACCGCCGAAACCGAGACGAUCCAAGAAAGUGGAGUCUGCCGCACUCUGGGAGGAGAGCGUAGACUCCUCCAGCCAAGAUCCCAGCCAGACUGCCCCCGCUGCAGCAGCUGUGGGGAACCCGGCCCCAGGAGCUCGCAGGAUGGUCGCCAUCUUUGAUUACGAUCCACGAGAGAGCUCCCCCAACACUGACAUAGAGGCUGAGCUGACCUUCAGUGCCGGAGACAUCAUCCAUGUGUUUGGUGACAUGGACGAAGAUGGCUUCUUCUACGGGGACUUGAAUGGACACACCGGCUUGGUGCCCUCCAACUUCCUGCAGGCCGUCCCAGAAGACGCUCCAGCCAAACCUCAGUCUGCUCAGCCCGGACCAGAACCCCGGAGAGAAUCACAGCGUCUGGUUGCUGUGAUUUUCUGUUGCGUUUCUUUAAUUUCUGCCCUGUCGCAUUUCUUUUGCCCCACUAUUUCCUGCAUGGCCUUUUGCAGAAGCAGAAACGAAGUGUACACUUCGAGACUUGAUCUGUCCCCGAACGACUUCUGCGGAGCCACAAGAUCCUGGGCCCUCAACCCUAGAAGAGGCUUCUCCCCCCCAAACAGAAACUCCUUUCCCAGACCCAACAGAGCACACGGACCUGCCACCCAAACUGGCACCCACCGCGAGCCCCGCGUCAGACCCGGCCCCCGCUCCGGCCCCUGCUCCGGCCCCCGCUCCGGCCCCUGCUCCGGGUCUAGCAGCAGCGGAGGCCUGCUGCUCCCCUCUGGCCCCCCUUCCAGCAGACAGCCCGGCGCAGACGGACCGCUCUGCGCCGGGCAAGAAGAAGAAAGGCUUUUUCUCCAAAGGCAAGAAGCUGUUCAAAAAGCUGGGAUCCAGCAAGAAAGAUUGAGUCGGCAGAUCUGACUCAGAAUACCCGCGUCACAUUGAAAGCACUUUUUCUAUCGUCACAGUCGGUCUCGGCUGGUAGCCGGUGCGGUUCGGGGCCAUCGGAUCUAAUAACCGAUGCGUCAACCGUCAGUAAUUAUACAUUUGCCUUAGAGUACUGCUAGCAGCUGGUAAAUAUUCGAGUGCAUCGACGCCCUGCUUACAGCAUCACACUAGCAUGUCGAAGUGCAUGUUGAAGUGUGCAAACGCAAAUAUAUUCUCUAAAUACUACCUAACUAAGCAUUUGCUAAAUGUUCAACUCGGCAGGCUUUGAUGCUUGAUGUAACGCACUCGGUUGUCUCUUAACGGAUCGGUUAUAUUUAGAACAGCUGGAUACAGAACGGUGUGGAACAGCAGCUCAGACACAGCUAAUCAUACAUUAGCUCUAAUGUUCAUGUACUGGUGCCACUUUAUUUAUUUGAAGCAAACGAACAGCAGCAGUCUGUCUCUUCCUCCGUGUGACUAUGAAGAAUGCACUGUCCCUCCCGAUCGGAUGUAUUUUAAAUACCCGUCUGCUCGUCCCCCUCACCUGUGUUUCUCGUCUUUCAGUAUUUAUACAGUACUUUGUACAGAACGUGUUAUUUAUUUGGUGUCCGACUCUUGCCCUCACCAUCACCGCAUCGCAUGAAGUGACGUCGGGGCAGGAGGUUUAGUCAUUGUAGAGCGGUCAGAGACGGUGAGGCUGUAGUUUAGAUGUAACUAGUUGUGGGGUUUUGAGGUUAACAGUAGAGAUUGUUUAUUGAAGGUAAAGAUUGUGAAGGGUUGAACUUCUUUGAUGUGUGUGUGUGUGUGUGUGUGUGUGUGUGUGUGUGUGUGUCCACUGAUAAGACUGAAAACAAGAUGCCUUUGUCAGACAUUAACACAGUCACACUUGGCCUAAAUGUUGCAUGCUACAUAUUUCAGAGAGAGAGAGAGAGAGAGAGAGAGAGAGGCAAACAUGACGUAGUAUCUGGCGAUCAGUAGGCUUCUCUGUUAGCUAGCAGCGCUGCAUCUAAUGAUUGUCAUUAUCGAUUAAUGGUUUGACCUGUAAAACAUGCAGAAUGUCAUGGAGGGUCUUGUUUUGUCCCACCAACUGUUCAAAACCCAAAGAAAAUGAGUUUAUUAUAAUGUAAGACGAGGGAACAAAAGCAAAUUCUCACAUUUGAGAACCUAAAAUCCAUCAGAUAUUUGGUGUUUUUUCUGAAAUGAUUAUCGGUUAUCAAAAUAAUCCGUUUUCUCUCCAUCGACUAAUCCAGAGGUUUUCAAAGUCGGACACUGUGCCCCACCCCCCUUGGUCAAAAUCAAGACAACUGCGACCGUCUAAAAGCCCCGCCCUGCCCCCGAUUAGUGUGAUUUUAUUAUGAUUAUGUGUAGGUGGAUGGAUAGAGGAGACUGUCGGGGUUCCAAAAAUAUACGAUCCACAUUCUGAGCCUUAGAACCGUCAAAGAAGUAUUGAAAAAGUUCAUUCUCAUGGCUUGCUCUAACAUUUUGAACUACAUUUCCCAUGAUUCUAGGGGCUUCAGGGGAUGUAAACACUGGGUCAGCGACUUAGCUGUGGGCUGUGGACCGUUUGAAGACCUCCGGACUAAUUGAUUAAUCGAUUGCAGCGCGUGCUCAUUAAUACUCCAGAACCACAAUACUGAAAGUAUUCCUUGAUUUAUUUGAUAUGCAGAUUAGAGUGAAGCCGCGUCCUGACCACUGCUGACGUUAAUAACAUGCACUCUAUAAGCUCCUGGGAUUCAUUACGGUUUGACCGUAGCAUGUGGGAACAACACUCACUAGGAUUUAAUGUCGCUGCUGUGAUAAGUUCUAUCUUUUCUUUUGCCUCCAUGUUUGAGUUUAUAUGCGUGUGUGUGUGUGUGUGUGUGUGUGUGUGUGUGUGUGUGUAUGUGUGUGUGAGAACAUUGAGUCAGACAGGCUUAACAGCAUCUAGCACGGUGUUUGUGUCCACACAUUUGCAUCAUCAAAUUUGGUCGAAGUUUGGUUGAAGCUAAAUAAUACAACUUUAGCAAUAUCGCGCAAUACUGGAACAAAACAGGGAUGCGUCAUGGUGUGAGACAGCUUCACUGGCAUUAAGAUGUAGUACAAGUAUUGUGUGUGUGUGUGUGUGUGUGUGUGUGUGUGUGUGUGUGUGUGUGUGUGUGUGGACCAGGCCUUAUUGCUGAGCGUGUUGGUCCGUGACAACACGUCCAGGGGUUCUGAUUGGGUCUGCUGUCUGUUCGGUAACUUCUCAGGUUUUCACUUGUAGUUUCUCAUCGAUGCCGAGCCGCCCGUUGACUCUGGCUGUCAAAAACUGCAGAAAUAUGCCAAAAUCGUAGGUGCUUUGCCCGUUACCAUAGCGACGAGAGGCCGAGCAUCCGGCGGGGGGGGUUCAGUGGGCUAAUCCGGGUCAAAGCACGGAGCGUCGUUCUCUUUUGUAGGUCAGACCUGAUCUCACCCCUGUUGUUGGCGGAGGCACACCUAACGACACAUGAUUUGUUUCUUUGAUGUCAUGAAUGUUUUAAUUGUUUGUACAUGAAGACAUAAAGGGAGCCAAGAUGCCAAGAGCUAGAGGCAGGAGGGCGGAUCCACAAAGACACUUUAGAUGUGAGAUAGCCGGGACAGAGGCAAGACUGGGGCUGUGCUGUGUGUGUGUUUUCUUUUUUUUUAAAAGAGGGUCGGAUGCUCAAAAGUUGCCGAAAUGUACAGCGAAUAUUUGUACUGCUCUUGUAUUUGACGGCCUUCAUUGCACAAGUAUUCCUCUAGCUGCUUCUGUAGUGAGUUAGGACCUAGACCCCCGUAGGUAGCGUGCUAGUUGAUCAUAUUUAGCCUUACGAGCAGACCUUGUUUAGUCUCAUUAUGUUGUUUACAGGAUGUUCAUUGACUGCAUGCAUACCAAUGUCGUACCCAUGUUCAGCCUUAUUUAUGUUACGGUCAUAUUUAUGUGUUUCCAGGGCGGACUUGUCUACAACAUUUGAGUUGUAGAUUGUCGACGCAGUGGAACAGAAGCUGUGUGUAUAUAAUGAACAGUGUUGGGACUUGUGCUCUAUUUUCAUACAGCGCGGGAAACCUUUUCUUUUUCUUUUUCUUUUUGUUGUCUUCCCUGAACCUGCAUUCAUUGUUUCUAAGUGGAAGAUUUACCUUUUUAUAUAUUAAUGUUUUUAUUACCCUUUUGGAAGCUCAUGUGUAAAUAUUUUUGUUAAUAUUGUUUUUCAGAAUUAUUAUAAUUUUUUUUGUUUUGUUUGCAUGUCCAGACAUUGUGGAUGGAGGAAGAGUAAGUGAAGAUGUAGUACACGGAGGACUCGUUGACUUGAAACUGUGAUGGUUUUCUUUCGAUAUGGAUCUUUUUACAGGAAUAAAGUAUAUUUUCACAGAAAA